Messenger RNA from Betta splendens (Siamese fighting fish), 4025 nucleotides. It is a transcript of the gene slc12a1, whose product is annotated as solute carrier family 12 member 1. Gene Ontology annotation, molecular function: sodium:potassium:chloride symporter activity. Gene Ontology annotation, cellular component: membrane. The transcript has 26 exons. The record is from RefSeq and is a predicted model, not a curated record. Gene Ontology annotation, biological process: chloride transmembrane transport; potassium ion import across plasma membrane; potassium ion homeostasis. NCBI's taxonomy places the organism in Eukaryota, Metazoa, Chordata, Actinopteri, Anabantiformes, Osphronemidae. Bases 500 to 3622 code for a protein of 1040 amino acids.
UGCAUCAAAACUGUCUGGAACUGCUACAUUACAACAUGUGCUACUUCUCUGCACAUCAGAUAAUAUUAGUAAUCAAAUUUUCAGAACUCAGGCCAUGAGCUUUUUUAUCUUUCACUUGGUUUUUAUGACUUGGUUAAUCGUUAAGCAAGGCCUUUGUGUCCCCUAGGAUUGAGCAAGGACAUGUGACACCCCUCGUUCAGGUUUCUGAGGGUUGAUCCAGAGAACUGUCCAAUGGCUGGCAGUCAGUAUAUGACCCUGGCAUGCAGAAUAUAAAGGCAGGACAUCUGACAUAAAGCUAACUUACACACAACAAGCUUAGAGUAGCAGAUAAGCACUCUAUAAAGUUAAUCCUGGCCUAAACAAUACACGAACAUUCAAACUUGAAUGCCAGUUGAUGCAGUGCUCUGCUUUUUUUUCAACGCUGCUGGAUAACUGAAGAUUUAUGCGCUCAAUAGUUUUUGUUAUUGCUCGCUGAUUAAAUCUGAGAAUCACUGAUCUGAUGGAGAGAUUUAAGUCUAAAGAAGGGGAGCACAUUAACCCCAGUUAUGAUUCCACCCUGGAUGAACCACCUGUUUAUGAGGAGUCCAACUUCUCAAAUGGGGAACACCGGGUAGUUCGGCCCUCAGUGAUCAGUGUCUUCGGUCGGGACACUUUGGACCGAAUGCCCAGCAUUGACUUCUAUCGGAAUCCAGGCAGUGUGAGCGGCCACCGGGCUGUGCGACCAUCACUGCAGGAGCUCCACAAUGUGUUUCAGAAGAAUGGAGCGAUCUCUGUGCCAGACACUCUGGAGGACAAUGGCCGCGAGAGUGACGACACCCCCUCUGAUGAUCUGGAGUCUGCUCUUCCCACUGACAGCAACAGUGGAGCAGUAAAGUUUGGCUGGAUAAAGGGUGUCCUGGUGAGAUGCAUGCUGAACAUAUGGGGUGUUAUGCUAUUCAUCCGUCUGUCCUGGGUCUUUGGUCAGGCUGGCUGGGGUCUAGGAAUUGUGGUUGUCGGUCUCAGCUGUGUGGUCACCACCACCACUGGUCUUUCUAUGUCUGCCAUUUGUACUAACGGUGUGGUCAGAGGAGGAGGAGCCUACUAUUUAAUAUCUCGCAGUCUGGGUCCUGAGUUUGGUGGGUCUAUUGGACUCAUCUUUGCAUUUGCCAAUGCUGUGGCUGUAGCAAUGUAUGUGGUGGGAUUUGCUGAAACAGUGGUCGACUUGAUGAAGGAACACGCUGCCAUCAUGGUGGAUGAAACAAAUGAUAUCAGGAUCAUUGGGUGCAUCACGGUGGUGCUGCUGCUUGGCAUAUCUAUCGCUGGGAUGGAAUGGGAGGCCAAGGCCCAGAUUCUUCUGCUCAUCAUCUUGCUGGUGGCCAUAGUGAAUGUAUUUGUAGGAACAUUCAUUCCUGCAACCUUGGAUAAAAAAUCCAAAGGUUUUUUCAGUUAUAACCCAAAAGUCUUCUCAGAGAACUUCUUGCCAGAUUUUAGAGACAGCGAGACCUUUUUUUCAGUGUUUGCCAUUUUCUUCCCGGCUGCAACAGGAAUCCUGGCUGGAGCCAAUAUCUCUGGAGACCUAAGGGAUCCCCAAGGAGGAUUACCUAAAGGCACCUUGCUGGCCAUCCUUAUUACUGGUGUUACUUACCUGGCUGUGGGCCUUGUUGUCUCUGCCACUGUCGUCCGUGACGCUACCGGAAACACAACUGAUCUUGUUACCCCAGGUGUAUCAUGUAACGGUUCAGCCAUGGCUGCUUGUGAGCUUGGCUAUAAUUUCUCUUCAUGUGACGUGCAAAAAUGCAACUUUGGAUUAAUGAACAACUUCCAGGUGAUGACCAUGGUGUCUGGGUUCGGCCCCCUCAUCAUUGCUGGAACAUUCUCAGCUACUCUUUCUUCAGCCCUGGCUUCUCUUGUCAGUGCACCCAAGGUUUUUCAGGCCCUAUGCAAGGACAACAUCUACAAGGCUCUGCACUUCUUUGCCAAGGGAUAUGGCAAGAACAACGAGCCAAUCCGUGGCUAUGUCCUCACCUUUGUUAUUUCUGUGGCCUUCAUUCUCAUUGGUGAUCUCAACAUGAUUGCUCCAAUCAUUUCAAACUUUUUCCUGGCAUCUUACGCUCUCAUCAAUUUCUCCUGCUUCCAUGCAUCCUAUGCCAAGUCUCCAGGUUGGAGACCAGCAUACAAAUACUACAACAUGUGGCUCUCCUUGUUAGGUGCAGUGCUCUGUUGUGUUGUCAUGUUUGUUAUCAACUGGUGGGCUGCUCUUCUUACAUACGGCAUUGAAAUCCUUCUCUACAUUUAUGUUACUGUUAAAAAACCAGCUGUGAACUGGGGUUCGUCAACACAGGCAGUAACGUAUGUGAGUGCGGUCAACAACGCUCUGUCUUUGUCUGGUGUAGAGGAUCAUGUCAAGAACUUUAGGCCUCAGAUGUUGGUACUGACAGCUUCAGCACGGUCCAGACCAGCCCUCCUAGACUUGGCUCAUUCCUUCUCGAAAAACUUUGGACUCUGUCUAAUCUGUGAAGUGUUUGUGGGCCCGAGAACAAAGUCUGUUGAAGAGAUGAACACCAACAUGGAAAAGAACCAGCAGUGGCUUCGAACGACCAGUCGCAAGGCUUUUUAUACAGCAGUGGCUAGUGACAGUUUCAGGGAAGGAGUUGAGAGACUGCUGCAGGCUUCUGGUCUUGGCCGCAUGAGGCCUAACACAUUAAUGGUAGGAUUCAAGAAAAACUGGAGGACGGCUGGUGCAGAGGCAGUGCACAAUUACGUGGGAGUACUACAUGAUGCCUUUGACUUCGAGUAUGGGACAGUGAUGCUACGAAUAAACCAGGGACUUGAUGUGUCUCACAUCAUUGAAGCGGAAGAGGAGAUGUUAAGGGUAGCAAAGGAACAUCAGGAACUGGAGAAUGACAUGACAAACAUGGAGAAACCAAAAGGACUGUUCAGAAAGUCCAGAAACUUCUCCCAGCAAGUGCUAACAACCAGAGUGUGCAGCCCUCAACCGCCACAGAUGGCCAGAAUGAACGAAAGGCUUUUGGAGGCCAGUACUCAGUUCAAAAGGAAACAGCCUAAAGGCACUAUUGAUGUGUGGUGGCUGUUUGAUGAUGGAGGUCUUACCCUGCUACUCCCCUACAUCCUCACCACCAGAAGGAAGUGGAAAGAUUGUAAGUUAAGGGUUUUCAUUGCAGGACAGCCUGAACGCAGUGACCUGGAUAAAGAGGAGAUGAAGUCUCUAUUAAACAAAUUUAGGUUUGCCUAUAGUGAGUUAAAGGUUAUUGAUGACAUCCAUGUGAAACCCAACCCUGAGAGCGUUAGAAGGUUUGAUGAAAUGAUCGCGCCUUUCCGUCUGCAUGAGGGCUCAAAAGAUACAGCUCAGGCUGAAGCCAUGGAGAGAGAGCAGCCUGACAAAAUCACUGACAAAGAGUUGAACUUAUUUGAGGAUAAGACCAGCCUUCAGAUACGACUAAAUGAGGUGCUUCAGGAACACUCUAAAUCAGCCAAUCUUAUCAUUGUGAGCAUGCCCAUUGCUCGUAAGGACUCUGUAUCUGAUUACCUCUACAUGGCUUGGCUGGAGAUUUUGACAACAAAUCUUCCACCAACGCUGCUCAUUAGAGGAAACCACAAGAGCGUGCUUACUUUCUACUCCUGAGCUUCCUGGGCUUUUUGCUAAGUCUAAGCAACUGAGCAGAAGGAAGUUGGAAAAGAUAAAUGGAAACCAUAAACCAUAUUUGAAAAGCAUACAAGAACUUGGAUGAUUUCAUUUGUAGUUACCGAGGGCUAUGAUAAAGUAAAUAAUUAUUUACUCAAAAGCUCCACAAAGCAAAAAGUACAGCAAGGCUUCAGACCUAAACAUUGUCAAUAAUUUGCUAUUAACUAGCUUUAUUGGUCUGAUAUGAGCUGAGAAAAUUCCUGUUUCUAUGUUAAACUAGGCUAUACUCAAUUACACACUGGUAACCAGCAUUUAAAUGAUUUGAAUGAAUGAAUAAUUGAACUUGUAACUGUUCCACUGCGAGACCAUAACAGUGUAAUAAAGCACAUUUCUUGACACUGUU